This is a messenger RNA of Notodromas monacha, 2243 nucleotides long. Lineage: Eukaryota; Metazoa; Arthropoda; Ostracoda; Podocopida; Cyprididae. The record is from the annotation of a GenBank genome assembly.
GGGGGUGGGAAUCGCAGGGGGUAUCUGGUUGGAUCCCUCUCUGCUGCUCCUGUUUUGCUGGGAUAUUUGCAAUCCACUCUGGCAUUGUCAUUGUGUGUGCCAGAGUGUGUGUGUGUGUGUGGAAUUCAAUACCGCCGUUUUUAUUAGUUAAUUUAUUUUUUACUUGGCGGAAUAAUGGAAUCGGCGUGGAAUGAGACAUCACAUUUUUCACAUCAUGAACCUGCUUGGUUCGGCACGACGAUUUUGGCGGUGUUGGUGAACUGUGUUUUGGUGCUGGGAGCUGGGAUUUGCAAUGCACUGGUGCUCACUGUCGUCCUCAACAGGAGGGUGUUUUAUUCUCCUACUAAUGGGUUCAUUUCCAGUUUAUGUAUCUCAAAUUUACUCAUGGCACUGAUCAUAAUUCCUGGAUUCCUGGGACUCGAAGCCGCAAACCCAUCUGUUGAUUCGUCUGGACAGGCCUGGUCCCAAGUUUGCAGCUUGGUCCACUUUGCAGCAAUGUGGCUGGCAUUCCACAAUGUUUUCACAUCAACUUGUAUCGCUUUUGACAGGUGGUAUGCAAUUUCGCAUCCCAUGGACUAUCCUAAGCAUGUAACCAAGAGAAAAACCCUUGUUGCUGUGGGUUCUGUUUGGCUCUCAGCUGCUGUGCCUCCAGUUUUUGGACUGUUCUCUGAAUCCUGCUCAAUAUUCUCCAGGUGCAUAACUGGGCAUCAAGCUCUGAAUUCAGGGUGUUUAUGGAAGCAUGAUCAUCAUGCAUCAUCAUCACCAUCAUCAGCCUGCAGCUUGUUGCUGCUCUUUCUAUUCCUCCUGGUGCCCUUCUUCAUCUCAGCAGUGUUCUACUCUCUGCUCUACCGCAUGGCACUGCACCACGCCAACAAAAUUCGCAAGGAAUUCAGAGCCAUACAAAUUCCACCCAUCAUCCAAGAACCAACAACAGCAGCAACCAAAUCGUCAGCAUUAGCUCCACCACCGUCCACUUUGAAGCACGUGCGAUCAGCUCCGAAUCUCCGUCGACACGACACACUGUCUGUGAUCCCUGUCAACAACCCGGAUUACGGGAAAAAAGACGAAGAUGACGAACGAGUUGAUGAAAGUCCACCAGUGGCUGCACCGCGGAGGAAAUACAGCACUAGGCCAAAUACAUUGUUGUUGCAGCCGAAAAAAAGAGAGAGGAUCACGUUGACAGCGAGGCAAAUGAUUGAUCUCAAAAAGCGACCGCAUUUGCCGUUGGGGGAUAACUUGUGUCCUGUCCACUUGAGCAUUUCUUGCCCCAGCACACCCCUGGAGCAUGCCUGCAUGCUGGACCCGCAGCGACCAUACCCCCCGAUCCCCGGGGACCAGCACCCACCGGGCCAACAGCUGCCAACAACAUCCCUGACAGGAACCCGCAGCAGCAACCCACAGCCGGAAAUCCUCGUCACUCGAACCCUCCCACGUCGUCGGUCCCAUCAAACCCAUCAGGCCAUCAGCAGCACCAGCACCAGCAGCAGGCUCGUGGUGGAAAAAAGUCUGCAGGGCCCCGCUUUGUGGGUCACAGGGGCCAGUGUUCGUCGCAAAGACAGCCCUGCUGAUGACAACAAUGAAUCCUCACACCAGCAGGUCUCGGUUGAUGCCCAGCAGCAUCAUCCUGUGGAUCCCAAGUUGGGUUCGACCAUCAUCACUAAUAGCAGACAGCAGAGGACCCGGUCGUCGGUGGGUGGACCAGGAGCAGUGCCCAGGUCAGCAGUGAGCUGUGUUGAAAGGAGGAUCAAAGCCCGGGGGAUCCCGAGACGGGCUUCGGCAUUGUCUGCGGAUAUUGCACAGGCUGGGGCUAAUCUGGUGCGCAGGAUCUCUUCCAGUUUCCAGUUCAAGAAGCCCUUGUCCGUGGCCUGGGUGUUUCCUUACAGAUCUCCAAGCAAAGCCCUGAGGACAAUCACAUUGAUUCUUGGAGGAUUUUGCCUCACCUGGGCCCCGGUUUUGAUUUCGGAAAUUUCAAGAAACGUGACCUCUGAAAUUGGCAUUCGAGACCACGGGAAUUGCACGCACUGGCCGACGAGACACAUUGCAAGUUUUUUGUUCCAUCUCACAGCUUUAUAUCAUCCUUUGGUCUACGGAUUUUACCCGAAAGUCAUCAGAACUGGGAUUUCUGCACUAAUUUUCUGUCUCUGGCGCAGAUUGAAAGUUAAACUCGGAUGUACGAGUAUGGGGUUUAUACUGUGAAUUAUUGUUUAUUGCCUUUCAAAUUAAAUGAGCCAUUGAACGAUGCC